AGCUAACUAACGUUGUCUUCAUGUAUAUAUUAGCUGAUAUUACCUCUAUAGUAGAAACAUUACACGUGUAUGUACCUUUACGUGUUACUUACAAACAAACAUUAACAGCUAAAGUGACGGAGAGCUUAUGAGAGCUCCUGGUCGUUUUUAAUCGAGCUAGCCAGCGAGGCUUCUCAGCUAGCUUCCGAACGUUAGCCACAUUAAUGCUAAUGUAGCUCCACGGCACAUGAACGACGAGUCAUCAACUUGCAUUUGGACAUAGUGUUACACCACUGCUGUUAGCUGCUCACAAAGAGUCAAUAUGGCAGAGCUAACAACACUAGAGAGCCUGCUGGAAAUGGGCUUUGAAAGAAACCGAGCAGAAAAGGCGGUGGCCCACACAGGCAACCAGGGAAUAGAACAAGCCAUGGACUGGUUAAUGGAACAUGAGAACGACCCGGACAUCGAUGAGCCCUAUGUCCCGCCAGUGGGGAACGUCCUGGGAGGAGAAGCAGACAGCCAGUCCACCACAGAACAGCCGUCACUAGCAGACACUGCUGAAGGGACAGCAGUUGGAGACGGCAGCUACGACAAUGAUGACACAAGUGCAAGGAUGCCAAUUUCAGAGGAGGAGAAACUUGAGCAAGUUAGAAGGCUAGAGGAGCUGAUGCGGGUGAAGCAGGCGGAGAGGCGAGAGAGAGAGCGGGCAGAAGAGUUGGAGCGGGAGAAGCAGCGGAGGAAACAUGGCCAAGAGCUGCAGCAGAUUCGCCAAAAGCUGCAGGAUGAUGAUAUGAAAAAGCUCGCUGAUCAGCGCAGGAAAGAGAAGAUGGAGGACAAGAUGGCCAGGCAAAGGGUUAAAGACAAGAUUGCACGAGACAGAGAGGAGAGAGCACAAAAGUUUGGAGGCGUUGCACCCCCGAGCACCGCAGCAUCGUCUCAACCUGCCCAGCCCACCCCCUCAUCACCCACCAGUCAUGGCCCUCCACCCACUAAGAAGGAGUAUGAUGAGUCCAGGAUACAGGUGCGUCUGCUGGACGGCUCGACCAUCACGGCAGUCUUUAAGGCCCAGGAGCCGCUGGCAGCAGUGCGCGUCUAUGUGCAGGUGAACGGCAACACACCUGAGGGUCAAGACUUCACGCUGCUGUCACCCUACCCCCGUCACGUCUACACCGAACUGGACAUGGAGAAGCCCCUCAAAGAACUGGGUUUGGUGCCUUCAGCUGUGCUGGUGGUUGCCAAAAAGUGAGAUCAGGAGGAUCUGCUCUGUGAGCCUACCUCACCACUUCCACUGCAUCAACACAAGAGACACCAGAAACGGAGUGAACCGGGAGCAGAGCCACCACCUCUUUAGUGUCACUCAACAAGUCAGCUAACUGAACGAAAGCAGAGAGAUGUAGUUUGAGGCUGCGUUGAGAUUGUUUCUAUCUACUCUUAAGAAGUUUACAGCGAUAAACGGUUUGAUUAACUCUGCAUGCCCUUUGCCAUUCUGGGCUUGAUAUAGAUUUUUUGGUUUGCAGUGAGAUUGACAGUGAAUUUUACUUAGUCAAGAACAAAGUGAAGAUAGCUGGCUUCUGAUGGAUUCUGCUUCAUGGUCUCAACAACACAUUUAUAAAGAUGAUUCAAAACUGAAUUGUUUAAUUUUAACCUGAUCUUUACAAAGCAAAGUACCACACAGGACCUACGUGAUUAAAGGGCCUUGAAUUUAAUCCGCACGAUCUUCCUGAUUUUGUGACAUUUUACUUUGACAGUUUUUUAUAAGUUAAAAUAUAUUGAUGACAGUUAUGUAUGCAUUAUCACCAAGAAUCUACUUAAAAUAAAGCUGACU
Anoplopoma fimbria (sablefish) is the source of this 1804-nucleotide messenger RNA. RefSeq names its product UBX domain protein 1 (gene ubxn1). Gene Ontology annotation, molecular function: protein binding. The record is from RefSeq and is a predicted model, not a curated record. Lineage: Eukaryota; Metazoa; Chordata; Actinopteri; Perciformes; Anoplopomatidae. The transcript has 10 exons. Bases 302 to 1225 code for a protein of 307 amino acids.